Messenger RNA from Colletotrichum chrysophilum, 975 nucleotides. RefSeq lists its product as uncharacterized. The transcript has 4 exons. The record is from RefSeq and is a predicted model, not a curated record. The coding region runs from base 1 to 975 and encodes 324 amino acids. Lineage: Eukaryota; Fungi; Ascomycota; Sordariomycetes; Glomerellales; Glomerellaceae.
AUGUCAAAGUCCCUCCUCGAGUCAAAGGCUAACUACGGCGACUGGCGCGACCACUUCUUCGAACAUGGCUACGCCAUCCUUAAGAACGCUAUUACUCCUGAGCGAGCUGAGUACUACAAACAGAAGCAGAUCGACUGGCUCAAGUCCUUCAACCGCGGAUUCGACCCCGACAAUGAGGACACCUGGACAUCGGAGCAUCUCCCCGUCUCCUUCAAGGGAGGUAUGUACGGGUCUUACUGCGCCCCACAUGAGCGAUUCGCUUGGGAAGCCAGACUGGAGCCUGGCGUCAUCAACCCGUUCAUUCACAUUUGGGAAACUGAGGAGCUCCUCGUGAGCUUCGACAUGUUCAACGUUACUCUCCCACGGCAGAAGGACCUCAAGUGGUCUCCGUGGCCUCAUUGCGAUCAAGAUCCUAAGCGAAAGGGGCUUCAAUGUGUCCAGGGACUGCUGAACUUCGCCCCGAACGGCGAUAAGGACGGUGGUCUAAUUCUCAUGAGCGGAUCAGCUAAGCUAUACGACCAGUUCUUCCAGGAGACUCGUGUGAUGGCUGCUCAUGAAGAUGCUCCUCCUCCCGAAGAGAACUACAGGGAUCUGUUCAUCUUCAAGGAGGAAGACGUCAAGUGGUUUGAGGACCGCGGCUGCAAGCUGAUUAAGCCGAACCUCGAGCCCGGUGACCUGGUGUUGUGGGACUCUCGCUCCAUGCACUACGCCAAGCACCCCGAGGGCACACAGAUUCGCCAUGCCCAAUAUGUCUGCUUCACCCCUGCCAAGUUCGCCGACCCUCAGAGUAUCAAGGAGAAGGCCGAUAUCUUCAGAGCGUGGGGAGGAACCACUCACUGGCCUCACACGAACAUUCAUCCCCAGGGCAAGGCCAAGAGGGAUGGUGUGAUUGAUCCGCAGGAGCGUGAAGAGCCAUUAGAGAAACCGGUGAUCACGGAUAGGUUGCUGCAAUUGGCGGCAGUCAAGGCGUAUUAG